Chlamydomonas reinhardtii is the source of this 3860-nucleotide messenger RNA. RefSeq lists its product as uncharacterized. The transcript has 4 exons. NCBI's taxonomy places the organism in Eukaryota, Viridiplantae, Chlorophyta, Chlorophyceae, Chlamydomonadales, Chlamydomonadaceae. The record is from RefSeq and is a predicted model, not a curated record. The coding region runs from base 394 to 2664 and encodes 756 amino acids.
AGAUGCUGUCGCUAGGGCAGCUUUCAAUUGCCCCUUUGCAAUUCCUUGGGUUUGUGUUGGUGCGCGUGCCAUUUUUUUGGAAACCCAAACAACGCGAAAUUUCUUGCAGCUUGAUCCCCUCAAAAUAUUUUGGCGCAUUGUGAUCGUUAUUAUGCCUUCACAAGAAUGAGUGGGCCACGCCUCAAGAAACGGUGUCGUAGUCGCGACCGAUGGAAUGGUCGACGGACCCUAAUGCAGCAUUCUGUUGCGCAAUGCCCUGUGACUUUCUAUCACCUACAUACUGUUACAAUACAUACACUAUAGUGGCUUUGAGGCGCGCGAAGCAGCUUUAAGCGAACGCGAGGCUCACGAGCCUCUUCCCAGGCACUGCGAAAUCAGCAAGCUACGCGGGCAAUGGCCGCCGCCCAUCUGGAUGUGAGCUCGGGGCAAUGGCCGGAGGAAGUAUUCCAGGCGGCAAGAGAAAAGGUCACAUACAAGUGCAAUCACUACAGCUACGUGCGGAGGCUGUUGCACGCGAAGGAGCGUGCGCACAGACAGCUGGACGCGCGACUACAGUACGGCGAGAUCCACGACGACGGCGGUCUGUUGACCAACAGCGAUCAUGACCGCGACGGUGAGCAGAGCUCUAGCAGCAAUGACGGCAGUGACAACGAAGCCAACCGCGUGGGGAACCUGCGCCGUAACGCCGCCGCGGACAGCAGGACGGCAGGCGGCGGCUACGGCAGCUGCGGUGGAGGCUCCGCAGGAGGGCACGGCACGCCCGGUAGCAGCAGCCGUAGCAGCGCCGGUGCGGCUCAUGCGGCGCCCAUCGCCGCGGCCGCGUGGCUGCGUGCGGACAUGAGCGGCAUGCUGCUGGGUCGCAGCAGCAGCUCGCGCAGCAUGUCGGCUGCGCAGACGUGGCUCCUGCGGUCCGAAACCGGCAGUGGUGGAAAGGAGCUACCGGAGGCGGCGGCGGCCGACGGCGGUGGCUCGCAGCCGCCACCCGCUGCCUCGCAGCGGCGCCCAAGUGCCGCCUGCUAUGGUGGCGGCGGGCCCGCCGGCGUAGGUUGCGGCGACAGCGGUGCCGCCACUGGCGGACAUGACAGUGCACCGGCGUUGAGCCGCGGGCGCAGCUUCAGCAACGGCAGCCGUGGUGUCAGCAGCCUGAAUGGAGACGCAGCAAGCGGUGCUCUUGUGGCCUCAGCGCUCAGCUUCACAGCCGGUGCCGCCGCGUCAUCCACGGCGCUCAAGCCCACGCCGCCAGCGCCACUGCGCGGCGCGGCGUCAUUCACGCUUGGCAGCAGCGGCGGCAGCAGCCGCAACGGCAACCGGGCCGGUGCAGCUGCUGCCAGCUGGGCCCGCGCUUGCACUGCAGUUGCUGCCGCGGCUGCCGGUGGCGGCGCGUCGCCGCAAGCUCCGUCGCUGCUGCUGUCGCCGCGCUCGCCCGCUUUGCAGCCUCAGCAGCCCCCUAGCAGCAUGCAGCAGCUGCUGCAGCACCAGCGCUCCAUGCCACGCGGCCGGGCAUCCGUAGACCUACCGAUGGCCGCCACCGCCACCGGCACCUGCACCACCGCCGCCACCACUGCGGGUGUGGUGGAGCAGCCGCAGCAGCCGCAAACUGCACAGCCUCAGCCGCCGCAGGCUCAGUCCAAGCCGGCGCCGCUCACGGCGGGCGCCCUGUCGCUGAGGCUGAGUAAGCUCGCCAGUUCGGUCGGCAUUGAUUACAUGGGACUGGGCCGCCGCGCAAGCGAGAUGCAGGAGGCCGCGGCCGCGGAGGUGGCGGACGAGAUGCAGCAGCGCAACGGUGGUGACGACACGGAUUCGGCGGAUGAGGCGGAGGCCGGUGACCAGCUGCGCAUGCUGCGUGGCACGGCCGCAGGGGAGCACGUGGAUCGGAGCUGGAAGUCAUUUACGAUGGGUCUGCGCAGGCACACCACAGCGGAUGGAAGCUGCAGCGUUGGCGUGGACGCAGCGGCUGCUGCUACAGUAGCCGCCAGCGAGAAAAGCUUCACUGCAGGCAGCGGCGGUUUUGCUCAGUUCCGUAGCUCCUCUAUGCGCAUUAGGUUUGUGCCGGAGGAUGAUGACGAGGAGGAGGAGGAGGAGCAGGAGGCGGUGCCGCAGAAGCCGCGUGACCGUUACGGCGCGUACCCGGGGCGGGGCAGUGCGGCUAGCGGCCGGCGGAGCAGCAUGACCACUAACCUGGUGCUGCCUCGCUCGUUUGAAUGCGCCAGCGCCCCAGCGGAUGGGACCGCUGCGGCUUCCACUCUGUCGCCACUUCUGACGCAGCCGCCACCAACCCUGACCACGCAUAACGAUACCAGCCGCGGCACGAGCGGCAUGGCAGCUGGAGUCUUGACUGCCGCCUGUGGCGAUGGGGGCGCCGCUUCGUCUGCUACCCACACCACGACGAUGACGCCAGCCGCCGCGCCGGCGCUGCGCGCGCGCAGCUUCACUGCUGCGCGUCGCUCGAGCUUGUUGCUGGCGGCCGCGGGCUCAGAGGUCGCCUAUGCUGUCCCCCAGCUGCAGCUGCCUCCACAGCUGCUACCGAGCGUGCACGGCAGAGGCUCUGCACGCACGCACACCUCUCCACGCGCCGUCUGCCUGCCUGCUGUGGGUCGAGAGCUUGCUCCUCUGACGUGUCAGACGAUACCUGCCGAUCCGGUAGACGCGUUUGAUGCUGCAUAAGUGGUUCCUGGACGCUGCCGCGCACCGCAAAAUUAUGUUCCAACUGAUUGAGAGAGAAUGCAUGGGAAUGCUCAUUUCCGUAACACAUGCAUGGACACCGAGCUAUGCAGCGCACAUGCAGCAAAAUCACACGCCGCAAGCCUCUUUAUGUUACUACUUCCUGAAGUUGCACCCGUGCUGGUUGCCGCUUGCUUGCAAGGUAACCCUGUACACCGUGCCUCGUGACCGUGCCUGUACAGCAACGGAGCACCUCUGCAUGGAAAUACGGUACUCUACGUAUUGCCAUACAUAUGAUACUUAAGCAUCCACCCAGGGGGACUCAUAGAGAGAGAGAUUGUCCUUCAUCAGAGUGUACCGUUCUGUUAUGUCGCAUCCAUGCUGAACUUGUGCACAAAUCACAACAUGCCUUACAACAAAACGAUUUGCUUGACCGUACAGUAUUCAUCAAUGCGUGGUUUGCAUGCAUCUUGUGGCGUAGCAUGUCGUAGUAGCCGGCAGGAGUGUGGAGAGUGGAGAGCUGGUUGAUGCUAGCUUUACGGCAAUGAAGGAGGACAGGGGGCCUGUGGAGUGUGGGGUGCAUGUUCCAUGAACAUGAAUGGAGUGCUGAAUAGGCGCAUACCUUUUACGCGUGCUGGCCCAAGCUGGCCUUUGCUCCGCAUCCGCUCCUGUGUUCUUUUGCCAGCUUUCAUCAGUGUUUGUUUUGGGCCUGCUGUGCUUGUGCUUGACAGCGGGACGUGGCUGGACACAUGGCGAGGCCGUGCUGUGCCUGUACAAACCGAACUCGGCUAUGGUUGGGCGGGAAAUGAGGUAGAUGCUAGACGGAAAACGUGGCGUGGGCGCAGGCGUGCAGCAGCCCACUGUUCCCUGUGCGGUCAGAGCGCAUCUGCUUAUAGGCUGCGUACAGGUUGCUAUGGGCGUUAAACCGUGCCUGUGGUUGCAGAUGCGUAACUACAGCGGAGACGUGGAGGAUGCCUGAGGAUGGAGUGUGGAGAAGCUGUGUUCUGGGAGAACGACAGGCAAGGGACGCGCACAGCUAUGGUUAGGCCCAGGCUCAGGUGCGGCCCAUCUUCGGUGCAAUGGCAGGGUCAAGUAGGAAAGCGUGGCAUGGUGAUGAAAAGCCAGAUGGGCCAGUACGAAACGCCACAUGCCGGGAAGUACUGCGGGCUCGCCAUGGAGCGAAACCCCGAUGAGUAAAU